GAAUAUUGAUGCUUCAACUACCAUAUCCAAGUUUACAAACACACAGAUCACAGAACAUUACUCUACCUGUAUCAAGCUUUCUACUGAAAAUAAAAUCACCACUAAGAACGCUUUUGGCUUACAUUUGAUUGAUUUCAUGUCGGAGAUUCUUAAGCAGAAGGACACAGAACCAACGAACUUUAAAGUGGCUGCUGGCACCUUGGAUGCCAGCACCAAGAUCUAUGCCGUUCGUGUGGAUGCUGUCCAUGCUGAUGUUUACAGAGUCCUUGGGGGGCUGGGCAAGGACGCACCGUCUCAGGAGGAAGAGGAGAGCCGUGCAGAUGGAAGUGCUGUUGAACCAGGAACAACUAAAAAGGCUGCCAAGCCAAAGAAGAAGCCAUCCUGCAAAACCAUCGAGCAGAACCUAAGCAACAUCAAUGUGUCUGAAGCAGAUCGAAAGUGUGAGGUGGAUCCUAUGUUUCAGAAGACUGCAGCCUCCUUUGAUGAGUGCAGUACAGCUGGGGUAUUUCUCUCCACCCUUCACUGCCAGGACUAUAGAAGCGAGCUGCUUUUUCCUUCUGACAUGCAGACUCUCUCCUCAGGAGAACCUGUGGAAUUGCCAGAUUUAGGUUGGGUAGACAUGACAGAUUUAGAAGCGACCCUGCAGCAGUGUGUGGAGGACCGCCAGCUCUGCCCUUCCCUGGCCGAGUUCCAGUUUACUAAAUGGGACAGUGAAACACAUAACGAGUCUGUGUCGGCCCUGGUAGACAAGUUUAAGAAGAACGACCAGGUAUUUGACAUCAACGCUGAGGUUGAAGACAGUGACGAAGGGGACGUCCCUGACGGGCCCGUGGUGGAAGACUUUGAUGACAACGAUGAGCGAGACCCUGCUGCAGCUGGGGACCAUGAGGAGUUGGGGAGCUGGAAGGAACUCUGCCAGGUCCAAAGCAGCCGGGAAGAAGUUAUUUCCCUCGGGGACAGCAACGUCCAAACCAUGUGCUCCCUUUUAUCCAUGAAACCUGGAGAAUACUCCUAUUUCAGUCCCCGGACCAUGAAGAUGUGGGCUGGCCCAGAUCACUGGCGCUUUCGGCCUAGACCCAAGCAAGACACUGCCUCCUACGUGGAGAACAGAAAGAAGAGUGCAAAGAAAGACUUCGAAAUUAAUUUUGAUGAUGAUAUUGAUUUUGAUGCAUAUUUUCAGAAAACAAAGGCUGCUACCACUCUGACCAAGUCCACUUUGGAGAACCAGAAUUGCAAAGCUACCACUCUUCCCACAGAUUUCCACUAUGAAGCUGAUACUCUGGUCCAGCUUCACCUCAAACCAGGCAUAAGGUUACUCAAGAUGGGCCAGGACCAGCAGGCAAAGACUGAGCACUAUGAGGAAAUCGAAGACUAUGACUACAACAACCCUAACGACACCUCCAACUUCUGCCCUGGACUUGAGGCUGCUGACAGUGACUGUGAAGAGUCAGAUGAUUUAUUUUCGGAACCAGUUAGGACCUUUGACCUCGAAUCUGAUCCUUGCUGUACGCAGAAGAAUGUACAGGAGAAUGGUCACAUUUCUUCUGAAAGCCAAGGAGCAGAUAUCACAACUUACGGAGAGUCGAACUUGGUGGCUGAGCCUCAGAAGGUGAAUAAAAUAGAAAUCCAUUAUGCCAAGACGGCCAAGAAGAUGGACAUGAAGAAGCUGAAGCAGAGCAUGUGGGGCCUGCUGACAGAGUUCUCCAGAAAGGAGGCUGACACAGAGGUAAACCACAGUGUCAAUGGCAAAGAAGGGGCCCCUGAGGAGGUGGCUGAUGAGAAGAUGCUCAGUGGACUCACGAAGGACCUGCAGAAGAGGCUGCCCCCACUCAUGGCUCAGAAUCUCUCCAUACCCUUGGCUUUUGCGUGUCUUCUGCAUUUAGCCAAUGAAAAGAAUCUGAAGCUAGAAGGCACAGAGGAUCUUUCUGAUGUUCUUGUGAUGCAAGGAGACUGAGUCCACUUUGAGACGUCUGCAGUGGGAGGCCCAUUGCAUCCUAGAGGCGGUGGAGAGAUGCUGGGGUUGUAGUGUGGCUGUAGCCGGCAACUACCACAGUGCUGUGGCUCUCCCCUCUUGCCACCUCAGCUUGAAUGCCACGCUCUGAAGCUCCAUGCUGAUGGAAG
Messenger RNA from Peromyscus eremicus (cactus mouse), 2121 nucleotides. It is a transcript of the gene Ncaph, whose product is annotated as non-SMC condensin I complex subunit H. Bases 137 to 1954 code for a protein of 605 amino acids. Gene Ontology annotation, cellular component: condensin complex. The transcript is spliced from 16 exons. The record is from RefSeq and is a predicted model, not a curated record. Gene Ontology annotation, molecular function: chromatin binding. Gene Ontology annotation, biological process: mitotic chromosome condensation. Lineage: Eukaryota; Metazoa; Chordata; Mammalia; Rodentia; Cricetidae.